Pseudophryne corroboree (corroboree frog) is the source of this 2474-nucleotide messenger RNA. RefSeq names its product ciliated left-right organizer metallopeptidase (gene CIROP). The record is from RefSeq and is a predicted model, not a curated record. The transcript has 15 exons. Gene Ontology annotation, molecular function: metalloendopeptidase activity. Gene Ontology annotation, biological process: proteolysis; cell adhesion. Gene Ontology annotation, cellular component: membrane; cytoplasm. The coding region runs from base 380 to 2467 and encodes 695 amino acids. NCBI's taxonomy places the organism in Eukaryota, Metazoa, Chordata, Amphibia, Anura, Myobatrachidae.
UCACCCUGUUCUCUCUCAGCUUCAUGCUCUAUGUAUCUGUGAUUUCUCACUUGCUCCCCUCCUCUCUUUCACGCUCUCUGCUCCUCUCUGUCCCUUUUGAUCAUUAACUUCCUGAGCUUCAGAAACCAGUUCCACAGCUUUCUGUCUGGCUGAGUUCAUCCCAAGCCUACAGAAGAUACAGGACAGAGCGGACAGUCAGGCAAAUUCCUUGAAUAUUGUAGUGUACUUAGAAGAUGGUGAGCAAGUAUUUGUCCCAUAUUGAAUGAAGAUAUGUCUAGAUUCUCAGCAUACAACAGAGAUCUCAACUAGCCAGAGUGUAUAUUUGUGUGUUUAGCACUUCUUAACCACCUGGCCAUCCAAAUAGUUAUUAAGCCUCUCCAUGUCAAGCAUUGUGUGCUGUGCUCUUUGUGUAUCACUAGCUAUACAACUGUGUUCUUCAGUCUGUCUCCAUGACUCUGUGCAAAGAGACACUCCUGUGGUGUCUCCUCCAGCUUUAUUUCCCCGGACUACUAGAAUAUCACGUGCGACAACAAGGGCACCUCAGCUGCCACUCAGGGUGACACCCUGGUAUCUCCCAGGAGAGAGUGCCCUCCUUACUCCAGCACAGAACACACAACUACAGUCAGCCGUAAGAGACGUAACCAAGGUCAUCUCCGACAUGUUAUCAGUGCAUAGAUCUGAAGGACCACUGCUUCUGAAUCGUGAUGUGAAUAGAUUCUGUCGUUCUGUAUGGGGAGACCCCUCACUACCCAACUACAAAAGGUGUGGAUCUCGAGACAUGUCUUACUAUGGAGAACGUUGCCUAGAUGUUGUGAUCCCAGAGUCUCAUCUACAUGGCUAUGAAGUGUGGCCAAUGAAUGGGACAGAACCAACUCAUGUGACACCAGAAGGAAGCGGUGUCCCUGAUACAGAUUUCCUGCUGUAUGUGAGGGUAGCACAGACGGAGAAAUGUGCACUGCAGCCCUCAGUUAUUGCCUAUGCAUCAUACUGUCAGUUGGACCACUCAAGUCGUCCCAUCGCUGGGGUUAUUGUGUUCUGUCCAAAGCGUCUGAGAGAGGGAGUGUACCAGCACAGACACAUUGUACAGGUAUCUUUGCAUGAGAUGCUCCAUGCUCUUGGAUUCUCAAGCAUCCUUUUUGAGCACUGGAUAGACUGUAGUUCCUACGAAUCAGGACAAGAGUGCUCUUCUCGGUCCCGUGUGACAAAUACAGAUGAAAAUGGUCAACUCCGCAUUUACACUCCAAAUGUGAUGCAGAAAAUGGGGGAGCACCUAGGUGGAGACAAUAUUGGGGCUCCCCUGGAGAAUCAGGAAACCCCAACUUCUUCCCACUGGGAAUCACGAUUCAUGCAAGGAUCGAUCCUGACAGCCUCACUCAGCCCUCCACACCUAACAUUCCUUGACCCAAUUACACUGGCUGCCUUUCAAGACAUGGGCUGGUAUGGGGUUAAUACAAGCAUCAGCAGUCAGUUUAUGUGGGGAAAAGGAGCUGGUGUUUCUUUUGGUCUUCCUCUUACAUGUCAAGAAACAUCCGGUUUCUUCUGCAGAGAUAAGAGUCAUAUUGGCUGUCACCAUCUGCAUUUGGACAAGGGUAACUGCUCAACGGAUGCAUUCUUGGAUGGAUGCCAUAUUUACAAGCCACUCCUACAUGGGGGUGAGUGCUGGCUGAAGCAGGACAACCAAGGACAAGACGAAAUUUACCACCCCCAGAGUCGCUGCUUCUUCUCAAACCUCACAAAGGGAUUAAAGCAUGAGAAUAUCACAGGUCGUUGUUACCUCCAUCGCUGCCUAGCGCCAAAUACCUUCCAAGUCAAAGUUCAAGGAUCAGAAUGGAUGGACUGUCCAGCCGGGGAGUUAAUUAAGGUGAAAGGUUUUGAAGGUGGCCUUCUGUGCCCAAAUGGAAGACUCUGUUUGGGAUUUCGUCAGCCAUCUCUCCCAACACCAGUUUCAAUCACGGCAUCCAUUUCUAGCAUAUUUCCUACAGCAGGACAAGGAAUCCAAGUCCAGGUGAAAAUCAUGCAUGGUGCUAAAUGGACCAAAGAACAAAAGAUGCUCCUCAUGGGUGAAAUUAUCGGAGUUAUCGCACAACAUGCUGGAGUGCAAAGAUGCUUCCUGCAUGCUUUCUCAGAGCCAGACAAAGACUUCUCAUUUACACUUAUGGCUGGUGGAACCAAUAAUUGUCCCCCUGGAAGUUCCCCAAAUGUGACUUUUACGAACUUCUUGGAUGAGCUUAUUACAUAUGAGUCUCUUCAGUUUUCCACCAUCACCAUCAGGCUCCAGUCUCCCGUCUCCCAUAGCUCCAUUAUGAGUGAAGCUGGAAUAAUUGUGGGCUGUUUCUGUGGCAUAUUUUGUGUACUUCUGAUUCUCACUCUCACCUGGUGCAAGCACAAGACACGGAUUCUACAAGUUAGAGACAUUUAUCAUUCACAAGUUGAAACAAAAGAGAAGAAUUAUGUAGUGAGCGUCUGAGAGAGAA